This is a messenger RNA of Apus apus (common swift), 5041 nucleotides long. RefSeq names its product diphosphoinositol pentakisphosphate kinase 2 (gene PPIP5K2). Gene Ontology annotation, molecular function: inositol hexakisphosphate kinase activity; diphosphoinositol pentakisphosphate kinase activity; 5-diphosphoinositol pentakisphosphate 1-kinase activity. Lineage: Eukaryota; Metazoa; Chordata; Aves; Apodiformes; Apodidae. The coding region runs from base 713 to 4453 and encodes 1246 amino acids. The record is from RefSeq and is a predicted model, not a curated record. The transcript has 31 exons. Gene Ontology annotation, biological process: inositol metabolic process; inositol phosphate biosynthetic process. Gene Ontology annotation, cellular component: cytosol.
GGCGCCGCGCGGGGCUCGUCCGUCCUCCCCGCCGUCCCUCAGCGCGCCCGAGGGAUGCGGAGGGUGCCUGCCGGACGGGCCCUGCCGCCUGCUGCCGCCUUGUAGCCGGGGGGCGCUGGGUUGCCGCGGGCCGGGUCGCCCCUCGGGCUGCGGCCUGGCAGCCGGUGUCCCGCACGCCCUGCAGGAGGGGCCGGCUGCCGUCCCGCUUCCCCGGGGCCCGGCGGGGCUGGGCGCGGCGGAGGGGCGGCAGCCGCGGUGCCUGCGGCGGCCCCGGCUCUGGCUUCGCAGGGAGCGGGGGGUCCCCGGAGCAGCGGAGCUGGGUCGGUGGGCAGCUUCCUCCUCUGUCGCUUGGCAGGAUCCAGUCCCAGCAGCGAAUGACGGGACGCGCAAACGCCUUCUUUGUCUUUCACGCAGACCUCAAAUGUUCUGUUCCGAGAGCGGCAGUCACCAGUAAAACAUGGUUAAAAAGUUUUGUUAUCUCAGGGAAGCAAUAGCCUAUUGUGGGUUUCUUGGAGAAGCAGCUUAAACCAAUUAUGACCAGAUGAUACCUGUUAAACAGUGUCUGACAGACGUCAUCGCAGUGGCAGCGCUGGACAAGGAAUAUCAAAGAGCAGAGGACUUUUGUAUUCCUGAGUCAGUAGGAAACAUGCCCAGUAUCUCAGCUGCCAAAGUGGCUGCAGCUUCUACAUAGAUCUUUCUAGAUCUUGUAACCAUGUCUGUUAGUGCAACAGAGAAUGAUCCUCCUAGAUUCUUCGUGGGUGGAGAAGAUGGAGAAGAAUUACUGGAUUCAGCCAGACCUGCAGAUUACGAACAUUUCUAUGGGGAAGAAGAAGAGGAAGAAUAUGACUCUCCUCCUGAAAGACAAAUCGCAGUUGGGAUUUGUUCAAUGGCUAAGAAAUCUAAGUCCAAACCAAUGAAAGAAAUUCUUGAACGCCUCUCCAUGUUUAAGUACAUAACUGUGAUAAUAUUUGAAGAGGAUGUUAUUUUGAAUGAGCCAGUAGAAAACUGGCCGUUAUGUGACUGUCUCAUUUCUUUUCAUUCUAAAGGUUUUCCACUGGACAAAGCAGUUGCCUAUGCAAAACUCAGGAAUCCAUUCAUAAUCAAUGACUUGAAUAUGCAGUAUCACAUACAAGACAGGAGAGAAGUAUACAGUAUUCUGAAAGCUGAAGGCAUUUUACUUCCUCGCUAUGCAGUUCUGAACCGUGAUCCAAACAAUCCCCAAGAAUGCAACUUAAUUGAAGGAGAAGAUCAUGUGGAAGUGAAUGGAGAAAUUUUCCAAAAACCUUUUGUAGAAAAGCCAGUUAGUGCUGAGGACCACAAUGUUUACAUUUAUUACCCAACAUCUGCUGGGGGUGGAAGCCAAAGACUCUUUCGAAAGAUUGGCAGCAGAAGCAGCGUUUAUUCCCCUGAAAGCAGUGUGAGAAAAACAGGCUCCUACAUUUAUGAGGAAUUCAUGCCUACAGAUGGCACUGAUGUAAAGGUGUACACAGUAGGUCCAGACUAUGCUCAUGCUGAAGCCCGCAAGUCUCCAGCUCUGGAUGGCAAGGUAGAACGAGAUAGUGAAGGAAAAGAAGUGAGGUAUCCAGUCAUCCUGAAUGCAAGAGAGAAGUUAAUUGCUUGGAAAGUAUGCCUUGCCUUUAAACAAACAGUUUGUGGCUUUGAUUUGCUGCGUGCUAAUGGACAGUCCUAUGUCUGUGAUGUGAAUGGCUUCAGUUUUGUGAAAAACUCCAUGAAAUACUAUGAUGAUUGUGCUAAGAUACUGGGAAAUAUCAUAAUGAGAGAGCUUGCCCCCCAGUUUCAGAUACCAUGGUCAAUUCCUUUGGAAGCUGAAGACAUCCCUAUUGUGCCAACCACCUCUGGAACCAUGAUGGAGCUUAGAUGUGUUAUAGCUGUAAUACGCCAUGGGGACCGAACACCAAAACAAAAAAUGAAAAUGGAAGUAAAACAUCAGAAGUUUUUUGAUCUCUUUGAAAAAUGUGAUGGGUAUAAAUCUGGAAAACUAAAACUGAAAAAACCAAAACAGUUGCAGGCAAUGCUUGAUAUAGCAAGGCAACUUCUUAUAGAACUUGGGCAAAACAAUGAUUCUGAAAUUGAAGAAAGUAAGGCAAAACUUGAACAGCUAAAGACUGUGUUAGAAAUGUAUGGGCAUUUUUCGGGCAUAAAUCGCAAAGUUCAGUUGACAUACCUUCCUCAUGGUUGCCCAAAAACUUCCAGUGAAGAGGAAGAUAAUAGAAGAAAUGAGCCAUCCCUGCUUCUGGUUCUAAAAUGGGGAGGAGAAUUGACCCCUGCAGGCAGGGUUCAAGCAGAGGAGCUUGGAAGGGCUUUCCGGUGUAUGUAUCCAGGUGGACAAGGAGAUUAUGCUGGAUUUCCUGGAUGUGGUUUACUUAGAUUACAUAGCACUUACCGACAUGAUCUCAAAAUCUAUGCUUCUGAUGAGGGACGAGUUCAGAUGACGGCAGCAGCUUUUGCAAAGGGACUCCUGGCCUUGGAGGGUGAGCUGACUCCUAUCCUUGUCCAGAUGGUAAAAAGUGCAAAUAUGAAUGGUCUAUUGGACAGUGACAGUGAUUCUUUAAGCAGCUGUCAGCAUCGUGUUAAAGCAAGACUCCAUGAGAUUCUCCAGAGAGACAGAGAAUUUACUGCUGAAGAUUACGAUAAGCUUACUCCAUCUGGAAGCAUCUCAUUGAUAAAGUCAAUGCAGGUUAUUAAAAAUCCUGUGAAGACAUGCGACAAGGUCUAUUCCUUGAUCCAGAGCUUAACUUCUCAGAUCAGGCAAAGAAUGGAAGAUCCAAAGUCUGCAGAUAUUCAGCUGUACCACAGUGAAACACUAGAACUGAUGCUGCGCAGGUGGGCCAAGCUGGAAAAAGACUUUAAAACAAAAAAUGGAAGAUAUGAUAUUAGUAAAAUUCCAGAUAUUUAUGACUGUAUAAAAUAUGAUGUGCAGCACAAUGGCUCCUUAAAAUUAGAAGACACAAUGGAGUUAUACAGGCUUUCAAAGGCUUUAGCUGACAUUGUGAUCCCUCAGGAAUAUGGUAUUUCUAAGGCUGAAAAACUAGAGAUUGCUAAAGGCUACUGCACUCCUCUUGUUAGAAAAAUCCGUUCUGAUCUUCAGAGAACUCAAGAUGAUGAUACUGUAAAUAAGCUUCACCCUCUUUAUUCCAGGGGUGUUAUGUCCCCUGAACGCCAUGUUCGUACACGGCUGUAUUUUACCAGUGAGAGUCAUGUCCACUCCCUGUUAUCCAUCCUUCGUUAUGGUGCCUUAUGUGAUGAGUCAAAAGAUGAACAGUGGAAACGAGCUAUGGAUUAUUUGAAUGUUGUCAAUGAACUCAAUUACAUGACACAGAUUGUUAUCAUGCUUUAUGAGGAUCCAAACAAGGAACUUUCUUCAGAAGAACGUUUUCAUGUAGAGCUGCACUUCAGUCCAGGAGCCAAAGGCUGUGAGGAAGAUAAAAACUUACCAGCUGGAUAUGGAUACAGACCUGCCUCCAGAGAGAAUGAAGGCUUGAAGAAAACCUCUAACAGAAAUGAUAGUGAUGAGGAGGCACAUGCUUCUAAAAGAGAUGAAACAGAUCGGGCAGUAGUGAUGUUCAAGCCAAUGGUAUCAGACCCAAUUCACAUACACAGAAAGUCACCCCUUCCAAGAUCCAGGAAGAUUGGUUCUGUUGAAGAAGAGAGCCCCCUGAGUGUGUCUAGCCCAGAGUGUAUUGGUACCUGGCUGCAUUACACCAGUGGUGUGGGUACUGGGCGUCGAAGACGCAGAUCAGGGGAACAAAUCACUUCUUCCCCUGUCUCCCCUAAAUCAUUGGCUUUCACAUCCAGUAUUUUUGGCUCAUGGCAACAGGUCCUAUCAGAAAGCAAUAGUAACUUACGAACACCGAGAACUAUUCUGGAACAAAAGCAGAGUGGUCUAGGGUCUCACUGUGCGGGCCUGUUUAGCACCUCAGUGCUCGGGGGUUCUUCAAGUGCACCUAACCUACAGGAUUAUGCUCGUACUCAUCGUAAAAAGCUGACUUCUGGCUUCACAGAUGACACCACACGCGGUUCUGCUGUUAAAAGGUUUUCUAUCUCAUUUGCUCGACACCCAACCAAUGGUUUUGAACUAUAUUCAAUGGUGCCUUCUAUUUGCCCUUUGGAAACUCUACACAACUCCUUGUCUCUGAAGCAGGUUGAUGAAUUUCUUGCCUCUGUUGCUGCUCCAUCAAGGGAAAAUCUACAGGAGACAUCUUCUCCAUCUUACAUGAUUCCACUGUCAGGAAGAAAAAUGUCUUUAAAUACAUAUACCCCUGCAAAAAUUCAACCAACACCACUUGAAACUUUCCCUGAAAGGACAGCAAUAGAGAAACAAACCUUACCUACCCCUGGAUCUUCUAUUUGUGUGUCUAACAUAAAGCUAUCUCUUGAAGAAGCCUCGCUAGAUUUAGAACUUAGUGGUGAAACUCUUUCUGAGAACAAAUGAAGCUGAUCAGACAGAACUGGAAGCAACUUCUUAAACAAUUCUUUAGUGUGCUUUCAACUAAAUUAUUGAGCUUUCAAAAGCCAUUUAUGUCUGCAGUUCAUCAUGCACUUAAGAAUACUUAGUUUAUAUAUGGUUAACUAGCGUGCACUCUAGAUAUUUAGGUCAAAUUUUCUCAUUUUCUAAAACAUUUCAUGAAGUGUAUUUAUCAGUCUGAUAAACUGCACACCUUUAAUGGAAAAGCUGCACAUGAACCUUUUCAGUGUCUUCAAGUAUGUACUGUUAACUUGUACAUAGAGAAUACCAAUUCAGUCGUAUGUGUUACAGUGGCUCUGUUGAUGUCACUGUGAUGAAGGCAUUGUCUGCUGUCAGUAUAAACUCCUAUUUUCAGGAGUUUAUAUUCUCGCUGUGAAUUUCUUUUGUGGGCUGAAAUGUAAAAAACAUGCUGGCUAAAAGCUUUUUCUUUUUAAUUUAACUACAUGUCCAAAGAGAUGUCUUUUGCCUGGUCUUGGAGAUAAGCAGAUGUUUUCUGCAUUUGAAUUAUUUUAUAUCACAUAUGCUGCAAUAAUUAGGCAUGGUGGAGUGAGUUAA